AUGAUGUUGGUACCAAAGAUAAACCCGGCCCUCGGAAAGUUCGUUUGUCGACCUGCUCAAGGGAGCGCAGACCAGGCUUGGAAAUCGUUCGGCUUUGCAAGUGCGCGUGCCUCAAGCAAACGAGCUCGAGCGGCGAUUGGGGGUGACUCUGUGAAACACGCCGCGAAUCAGGCUCUGGCUGCUACCAGUAGAAGCAUCGAGAAGACGGUGGCAAGUCCUACUCCGGAACAGGCGCAUGUCAUGGGCGUGGAAUCUGUUGUGGAGGGGGUCGAAUGGAAUCUAAGCACGGAACAGCUCCAGGCGUUUCGAGCCUCGGGGCCACACCUUCUACGGAGAAAGUACGUUUCGAUCGGCCGAGACGAGCACCAGCGGUUAUUCGUAGCAGAGCUCUCAGCAAUCGUUCGCGUAGCCUCCUUAGACACGAAUGGUAGCGCCGAGGGAGCUCGUACUGCCUCAGGAAGGAUCGAUACGCCUUUGCUUGACUUUCAGCGGACAACUACGGACCCUGCCAAUCGAUGCGAGGGAAGAACGUCACACGUUGACGCCGCUACGGCUACGAAGGGAUUUACGCUCACAUGCAUCGAGGCCCGAAGCGGCAGCGGCAGCGGCAGCGCUCUUGAAGAAUCAGAACACCGAGUUCACGUUCCGCGAGCACCACCGCCUCUGCCCGAUAUCGCUUCAGGGCGUGCUCAUCUAGACUCCGGGUGUACUGCUGCCUCAACCGACGGAAGGUGCUACCACCAGCGCCCCGCAGCGCCAGCGGUGUAUGCGGUAGAUCUCACGCACUCGGAGGUCGAUGCGCUGGUCGGGCCGAGCUUGGCAUGGAAGGAUCCCUUCAAGCGUAUUCCCAGGUACCUUUCUCGAGAGAGUCAUGCUGACCGUUCCACUGCGAACUCUAACACUUUGAAAACGCUCAAAAAGGAAGGUAGCGAUACCGUCCGCGACCUCGAAGCUACCAGCUGGACCGCUUGCUUGGACUCCCUCUGCAGACGAUUGCGGGCCACCGCGAAGGCGGUGGAUGCUGGAAGAGAGGGGGCACUUGAUGGCCGGCCACCGGUGGUGGGGAAGCAGGCGUUCGCCUCAGACAACACGGCCAGGUCGACCAGCGUAGACCCGUCGAUAGGACCGUCCGACCCGAGCGAUGAUUCGUCAGCAUUAAACGAAGAGCGCCCGCAACAGCGGUACCUACGAGAGGAGUUGCCGGUGGACACCGCCGUCGAGGGUCAAGGGUGCCCGGUGCCUGACACCGCGAAGAAAAUGUUCUCAGUCGCCUCGCCCUGGGACGGGGACACUGGUAGUCUUGAUGAGUCUCAGAACAGGCAAGCUGUCCAAGCCCUCCCUCUGCUACGCAGGAGGCCAGCCAGGCACAAGACGGGGGAAGACUUGUUUUGGCUUGACAAGACGAUCCUUAAGGUCGGGGCACGAGUGCCCUGGGGUCGCUUGCACAGAGGGAGGUUUGCGAAGAUGCUUUUCACGGUGAGCCUCGGGAAAGGCUGUCGCGGCUUGGACUUUGUCGCGACCAGCAACAGCCCCACGGCAGACCCCAUGCUGAGAGGGUGCUGGGAGUGCCAGGCGACUGACCGCGAUCUCGCCAGGUAUCUAAGCCCGGGGCGGUGCGGUGCCGUUGAAGGAGAAACCCGCCGGCGAGUUAGACACGAUUCGUAUGACCCCCAGCGAUGCGCCGCCGAGCUGCACGAAAGGGGAGAGCUGGUGUGGGCUUGCGCCGAGAUAGCGCGAAAGGCUUUCCGGCUGGUGAUGGUGGUUCCGGGAGGAGUUGUUCUGUCGCUUGCUGGCGCCCCUAUUGCGGGAGGGAGGGAAGUGGCGUGGCCUCAGGAUGUCGAGGAGGACAGAGCGCUGAUCAAGGCCUCGAUCGAGUUGCAACGAUGGUGGCGAGGGUGCAUCAGCCGGAAGCGCACUCGGUGGCUUCGCAUGGAGCGCGAGGGAAUGCGACGCUUGUCCCGACUGCGAGAACAGGCCGUAGCCGUGAAGAAGAAGACGGAAUUGGAGGCGAAAGCAAAGUUGUUGCUUGAUGAGGAGAGGCGAAACCGGGCACAGGUUGUGUUGGCAACCGCAGCGAGGGUUCAAGUGGCAAGGAAGGAGGUUUCCCGCCGACGAGCUGAGCAAGCAGCACGUCAGUGCCAAGUCGAUCGAGACGUGGCCGCUGAACGGGAAGAAGCCGCCAACUCGAUGCCGCUACGCCAGGUUGAAUUACCUGCUGCGGCAGCCGAUGAUGUUGCGUUAUCAGGAGGGAUCGCCAGCGACGAUCCUGAGGUCGGCAUAAGUGCUACUGACACGGCGCCUGGUCUAGCUCGUCUCGAGACGGUGGUGACGAUCGAUGGCACAGAAGUACAUUUGACCGCUCAUGUUAAAGAGGUCGUGGAUACCGACGCCGCCAGGGGAAGUGGGGACGGAGGCGAAGACCACAAGAAGCCACUCGAGAUGUUGCUUGUGGCCGUCGACAAGAAAUCCCGCAGGUCUUCCAGACUAUCACUCAAAGCUCCCGAUAUCGCCGAAAUUGUUGCUUCUCAUCACGGCGGCGGUGGCGGUGGGGGCGCCAAGAUCACCACGGGAGUCCAAGGAGCCCUGCGGGCGGUGGUGAAAAAGCUGACCGUGUUUAACAGCAGGAGGAAAGAUCUGUUCAUUCUGUCGUACAAGGGAAAACAAGUCACCGCACCGCACUAA
Molecule: messenger RNA, 2682 nt
Organism: Ectocarpus sp. CCAP 1310/34
Lineage: Eukaryota; Phaeophyceae; Ectocarpales; Ectocarpaceae
Source: the annotation of a GenBank genome assembly